AUGGCAAAAGUUCUCAUCACCGGAAUCAACGGCUACAUCGCCGCGCACACCGCCGCCCGCUUCCUCCAGGCCGGCUUCAGCGUCAGGGGCACGGUCCGAAACAAAGCCUCUCCUAAUGUCGAGUCCUUGCUUCGCGCAUUGUCCGCACCCCAGAAAGCAGGCGGCGGCAAGGUCGAGAUAGUCGAGGUUCCUGACAUCACCAUCAAAGGGGCGUUUGACAAUGCGAUCCAAGGUGUCCAAGCCAUAGCCCACCUCGCCUCUCCGGUUUCGAUGGCCGACGGCGACCCAGCCCCCAUGAUGAAGGCCGCCGUUGACGGGACCACUUCCCUACUCACCUCCGCCGUUGAGGCCCCCACCAAGAUCAAAUCAGUGGCGUUCAUGUCCUCCAUCAGCGCAGUGUACUCACCACCCCCUUACCGCUCUCCGGAUCACGUUUUUACCUCGGCAGAUUGGAACCAAGAAGCCGAGGCCAAGGUGGCAGAGCUGGGGGACAGCACACCCGGUUACAUCACCUACCAAGCCAGCAAAACCGCUGCAGAAAAGGCACUCUGGAAGAUCGUCGAUGACAAGAAUGAUCCAAGAUGGAAGGCGGUGGAUGUCACGACUUUUUGUCCCAGUCCUGUGUUGGGGCCGCCGUUGUUUAUGCCGAGCCCGUUGUCUGGGCUGAGCAUGCGGGUGAAGGACAUUUGGGAUGUGAUGCAUGGAGGCGAGGUCCCCGAGGCGAGCGUCAUUAGGGGGACUUUUGUUGAUGUUAGGGAUGUGGCGGAGGUGGUGGUGAAGACUGUGGCGAAUGACUUGGCUGAGGGUGAUGGGGAGGAGAAGAGGAGGGAGAGGCUUUUGCUUGUAGCGCAGGAUAAUGUUAGUCCUGGUCAGAUGGCACAGGUUUUGAGGGAGGAGUUCGGGGAUAAUCUGAGAGGUGUUAUCAGGGAGGCGUCUGCAGAGAAGGUUGAGGAGGUUAAGAAAACGAGGGCGGCAAUGAAGAAGUUUAAUUCCGAGCCAGCAAGGAAAGUGUUGGGGAGAGACUGGGUGAUGUUUCGGGAGAGCGUGGUGGAUAGUGCGCGAUUCUUUGUGAGUUUUGAGGAAACAGAGGCGAUAAUUUGA
This is a messenger RNA of Podospora bellae-mahoneyi, 1101 nucleotides long. Its product is annotated as putative secondary metabolism biosynthetic enzyme. The transcript is spliced from 2 exons. Lineage: Eukaryota; Fungi; Ascomycota; Sordariomycetes; Sordariales; Podosporaceae. The record is from RefSeq and is a predicted model, not a curated record. Bases 1 to 1101 code for a protein of 366 amino acids. Gene Ontology annotation, molecular function: oxidoreductase activity, acting on the CH-OH group of donors, NAD or NADP as acceptor.